AUGAUGGAGGCAGUAUUUCACCUCGCCACAGCUGUCCAGAUGUCCUCGUUGCUUAUGACUCUUUUCACACAGUGCACUGUCGAGUGCUCAGCAGACACAAAGCAGACAAGAUGGCCUAUCUACUCCCAGAAGCCAGUUCUUCUCGUCUGGAAUGCUCCAACACAGGAGUGUGGGCCACGCCAUGGUGUUACUUUCUCCUUGAACCAGUUUGAUAUUGUGGCGACUCCCAAUGAGGGCUUUGUCCGGCAGAACCUCACAGUGUUCUAUAAGGAACGCCUUGGAUUGUAUCCCUAUUAUGAGCCUGGGGGCUCUGCAGUGAAUGGAGGCCUUCCACAGCUUGCCAGUCUCACUCAGCAUUAUGAAAAGAUGCCUGCAGGACUAGACAAGUACAUACCAGACCCCAAGGCAAAAGGUUUGGCUGUCAUUGACUGGGAGGACUGGCGUCCAUUGUGGAUCCGAAACUGGGAUGUCAAAGAUAUCUAUAGGAUUAAAUCGCGUGAAUUAGUAGCCAAAAAGAACCCUACGUGGACCUCAGAUCAAGUGGGGAAAGUUGCACUACAGGAGUUUGAGCUAUCAGCUCACAAGUUCAUGCAGGAAACACUGAAACUUGCAAAGAGCCUGAGACCAAAUCAGCUGUGGGGAUUCUACCUGUUUCCAGAUUGUUACAACCAUGACUACAAAAUUGGGCUGAAAAACUACACAGGCCGCUGUCCCCUUGUAGAAAUGAACCGAAACAAUCAGCUGAACUGGUUGUGGAUGGAGUGCACAGCAUUUUUCCCAUCAAUAUACAUGGGUUCUGUUCUGAAAUCAACAGAUUACGGGCGCCUGUUCGUUAGAAACAGGUUGAAUGAGGCAAUGCGUCUUGCCUCUGUUGGAGGAGGAUUAGCACGUCCUGUUUUUGUUUAUACUCGACCGACUUACAACAGCGAGAUGACCCUUUUAACUGAGACAGAUUUGGUGUCCACUAUUGGUGAGAGUGUCGCAGCUGGAGCUGCAGGUGUAAUCUUCUGGGGGGACACCUCCUAUGCAAGCAAUACCAGCUGCUCCACCCUGAGUAAGUAUCUUAUGGGACCGUUGGGGCGCUACCUCCUCAACGUGACCACAGCAGCAGAGCAGUGCAGCCAGAUGUUGUGCAAGUUCCAUGGCCGCUGUCUACGCCGAUUACCGGACAGCGAUGAGUAUCUGCACCUCAGCGCCUCAACACACAGGAUUACAAGCCUGAGCGGCCAGCUGAAGGUGACUGGAAAGCCUGGCCAAGCUGAGCUGCUGGUUUUCCGCAAACAUUUCAAGUGCCAGUGCUACACUGGGUAUAAAGGGGAAGGUUGUGAGCAGAAAGAAAAAGGGCAGAAUAGAGCCCCCUCUGUUUUAGGAACCUGGCCUGUUUGCCUUUUACUCCCACUCGGACUUCUCUCUCUGCUUCAUUAGGAAUACAACGAAACUAAACCAUUUACUUCUUCCAGCAGCACUGAAGGGAAACGUUCAGACUUUUGGGCAUAACUGUAGUAACUUUGCCAUGAAAUUAGUGUUGCAUUGGCAGCAAC
Messenger RNA from Nematolebias whitei (Rio pearlfish), 1541 nucleotides. It is a transcript of the gene hyal2b, whose product is annotated as hyaluronidase 2b. NCBI's taxonomy places the organism in Eukaryota, Metazoa, Chordata, Actinopteri, Cyprinodontiformes, Rivulidae. Bases 1 to 1425 code for a protein of 474 amino acids. Gene Ontology annotation, biological process: carbohydrate metabolic process; hyaluronan catabolic process. Gene Ontology annotation, molecular function: hyaluronoglucuronidase activity; hyalurononglucosaminidase activity. The transcript is spliced from 3 exons. The record is from RefSeq and is a predicted model, not a curated record.